Adelges cooleyi (spruce gall adelgid) is the source of this 423-nucleotide messenger RNA. RefSeq lists its product as uncharacterized. The transcript has a single exon. Bases 1 to 423 code for a protein of 140 amino acids. Lineage: Eukaryota; Metazoa; Arthropoda; Insecta; Hemiptera; Adelgidae. The record is from RefSeq and is a predicted model, not a curated record.
AUGAAGACGACCUAUAAAAAGUCAGUGUCGGCUAGUAAAAGACGUCGUUCAAAAUCCACCUCCAAAAAAAGCAGAUCCAGAUCUUCUAGCCAAAGACGUGCUAGGACGACAAGAAGAUCUAAAAGUAAUAGAUCGAGAGGCAGGAAACGUAGAUCGACGUCCAGUAAGAAAAAACAAAGCAAGCGUUCGAAGACGGACGACCAAGAUUGCAUUAUGGUCACUUUCGGUGAAUCGACUUCUACUACAGGAGCUAACAAGAAGGACGAAAAGCAUACAAAGGCAAGGGAAACGGAAAACAAAACUCAGCAUUCUGACAACAAAACCAACACUGAGACACAACAAAACAAUUCCGAACAACACCGGUCAAAUGAACAUGCCAACAGCGGACAAACCAGCAACGAGACCAACAACAAUAACAUUUAA